Capsella rubella is the source of this 1050-nucleotide messenger RNA. Its product is annotated as 5-formyltetrahydrofolate cyclo-ligase, mitochondrial. The transcript has 8 exons. Gene Ontology annotation, cellular component: mitochondrion. NCBI's taxonomy places the organism in Eukaryota, Viridiplantae, Streptophyta, Magnoliopsida, Brassicales, Brassicaceae. Gene Ontology annotation, biological process: tetrahydrofolate interconversion; folic acid-containing compound biosynthetic process. Bases 23 to 865 code for a protein of 280 amino acids. Gene Ontology annotation, molecular function: 5-formyltetrahydrofolate cyclo-ligase activity. The record is from RefSeq and is a predicted model, not a curated record.
AAACAGAACAGGGGAGCUAGUAAUGAUUGGAGCUCGCGUCUUUUUUAUCACGACACCACUACAGAGAUCAUCAAUAACCUUCUUCUUCCCCAAGAUCCCGACCCGACCCGUUUCCAGAUUUUCGCCCGCUACUAGACCACCCAUCGUCGCCAUGAGCACCACCACCACUAACAAAAGCCAAGAGGAACUCGAUUCCAUUUUCAAGCUGAAACGGGUCGUCCGGUCCACUGUUCGCAAAUCCCUAAAAGCCAUGGACCCUUCUCUCCGAACCCAACAAGAUGAUGCUAUUCAAAAGACUGUUCUUGAAGCUCCUUGGUUCAAAUCAUGUCGGGGUUUGUGUGCUUACAUUAGCUGCAAGUCGCUCAACGAAGUCGACACUUCUAAAAUCCUGUCUGAGAUUCUUCAACAUCCUGAUACUAUGUCUACGAAAAAGCUAUAUGUCCCUAGGGUGGAGGAUAAGAACAGUAACAUGCGAAUGUUGCAUAUAUCUCAUAUGGAGGACCUCAUUGCAAAUUCGAUGAACAUUUUGGAACCAGCUCCUGUUGAUGCCCAAGGGAACGAGCGUGAAGAUGUGUUGCAAGCAGAUGAACCCAUCGAUUUGUUCAUCUUGCCAGGUCUUGCGUUUGACAGAUGUGGACGACGUUUAGGUCGUGGAGGUGGCUACUACGACACUUUCUUGAAGAGAUACCAGGACCGUGCGAAGGAUAAGGGUUGGAGAUAUCCACUUAUGGUUGCAUUGUCAUACUCGCCUCAAAUUCUUGAAGAUGGAAGUAUUCCUGUAACACCGAAUGAUGUUCUGAUCGAUGCCCUUGUGACACCUUCUGGUGUAGUUCCCAUUACCCCUCGUGCUACUGAAAUAAUGUGAGCUCAGGAGCUUGUGUUUGGAGCUGACACUCGGAUAAUAUGUUGGGAGGCACUUGAAUUUGCUUAUUCAAUGUCAGCUUCUGUAAUUGCGACUAAAAUAUUUUACUAUACUCGGUUUGAGUCUUGUUCUUGUAUGAUGAGAUAUGAAAGAAGUUUAAUCCAAUGGUCUCUCACCCGUUUAUUUCA